GUCCUACACGCUGAGCAUGCUGAAAACGCCGGUGAGGGAUAGCCUCGGCUUCACGAAAAACUCUCGCGCGAAGAAUCAGGCGCAGCUGAGCGUUGAAGAAGCUGCAGGCGUGUGGUCAGCGUCUGUCACCAACUACACGCAUGCUGGUUUGUGCCACACUUUGGAGAGCUCCGGGGUGUACGCAGAUCCGGCCAAUUGGAUGCGCAGCAGACAGGCCCUUGUCCUCACCUCCGAGCGCCUCCUUCUGUUCAACGCCUCCAGCUGGUCGCUGGAGCAUGUCCUCGCGCUCUCAGAGCUGGCGGAGCUGGUCCUCUCAUCUUAUUGCUCCACAGUGGUGGUGCUGCGAAUGCAUCGGGUUCCGGACAUGGUACUGGACCUGCCGUCCUCCACCCGAGCGCGGUUUAUUGAUGAGCUGCAGUUCGCCACCAAUGCCGUCAACGAGAGGUGGGGGGGCUCUGACUUCAGCGGCGGUUUGCAGGUGCGCCAGGAAUGUGAGGCCAUCACAGCGCUCUUUGACCAGAAUCGCACGAAGGUGGGCUUGCUGGCAUGGCUGGAGGAGAACGUCUUCCUCUUUUUGCCCUACGUGUCGACGGCGGUUCUGCUUGUCGGAGACUUGUUCUUCUUUGGCCAGCUGGACUUGCGUCAGCACAUCAGAGGCAACGAGUGGGGCUGGCGGUCGUACUACUUUGCGCUGAAGAGCGGGCCUGUUCGGAAGUUGGUGUGGUGCAAGAGGCCUACUGAUGAGCUUGGCGCUGGAGUUGUCCUCUUGAAGGACGUCUCCAACGUGCAGCCCCUUGACACGCCGAGCGGUGAGAUUUGCCUCAUCAUUGACUACAAAGCCAAUGGCCGGGACGAACUGCUCACGCUCCGGGCUGUGUCCCCGAAAAGCCGGGAGGACUGGAUUUUGUCCAUCCAGACGAUGCAGACGCCGUUGUGAGACGUUUGCCUUGAUGUCAUGUGCCAAAGUGCACAGAAAGAUGCUUCAGAAACAUCCAUCGCAUAGCACCAGCCUCAGGAC
Effrenium voratum is the source of this 1018-nucleotide messenger RNA. NCBI's taxonomy places the organism in Eukaryota, Dinophyceae, Suessiales, Symbiodiniaceae. The record is from the annotation of a GenBank genome assembly.